Messenger RNA from Penicillium nucicola, 4707 nucleotides. Its product is annotated as type V myosin. Gene Ontology annotation, cellular component: myosin complex; cytoplasm; actin cytoskeleton. Gene Ontology annotation, molecular function: actin filament binding; ATP binding; microfilament motor activity. The coding region runs from base 1 to 4707 and encodes 1568 amino acids. The record is from RefSeq and is a predicted model, not a curated record. The transcript is spliced from 6 exons. Gene Ontology annotation, biological process: vesicle transport along actin filament; actin filament organization. NCBI's taxonomy places the organism in Eukaryota, Fungi, Ascomycota, Eurotiomycetes, Eurotiales, Aspergillaceae.
AUGGCGCACAUUUAUGAGGUUGGGACGAGGGCCUGGCAGCCCGACCCAACAGAGGGAUGGUUGGCAUCCGAGGUGAAAGAGAAGCUGGUGGAUGGAGAGAAGGUGCAGCUGGUGUUUGAGGUCGAGAACGGAGAGACAAGGACCGUUGAGACCACGCAAUCAGAACUGCAGGUUGACAACAACCCCAAACUACCCCCGUUGAUGAACCCUGCGAUGCUCGAAGCAAGCGAAGAUCUGACGAAUCUUUCACAUUUGAACGAACCCGCUGUCCUACAGGCCAUUAAACUCCGCUAUGCACAGAAGGAAAUUUAUACCUACAGUGGUAUUGUCCUGAUUGCAACCAACCCUUUCGCCCGAGUCGAUUCGCUUUAUGUGCCACAGAUGGUACAAAUCUAUGCUGGAAAACAACGUGCCUCGCAGGCGCCUCAUCUGUUCGCGAUUGCGGAAGAAGCAUUCGCUGACAUGCUUCGUGAUGGAAAGAACCAAACGAUUGUGGUAUCGGGCGAAUCCGGUGCUGGUAAGACCGUGAGCGCCAAGUACAUUAUGCGUUAUUUUGCGACCCGCGAAUCCUCUGAUCAACCCGGAAAGUACACAACGAGUCGAGCAGACGCCAUCAGUGAAACCGAAGAGCAGAUCCUGGCAACGAAUCCGGUUAUGGAAGCGUUCGGUAACGCCAAAACAACCCGCAAUGACAACUCCUCCCGUUUCGGUAAAUACAUCGAGAUCAUGUUCGAUGACCGAACGAAUAUUAUUGGUGCCAAAAUCCGAACCUAUCUUCUUGAGCGGUCCAGAUUGGUUUUCCAGCCCUUGAAGGAGCGCAACUACCACAUCUUCUACCAGCUUGUUGCCGGUGCUUCGGACCAAGAAAAGCAAGACCUCAAUCUCUUGUCCGCCGAGGACUUUGAGUAUCUCAACCAAGGCGGCACGCCGACUAUUGACGGUGUCGAUGACAAGGCUGAGUUUGAGGCCACCAGAAAGUCGCUGGCUACUAUCGGUGUUCCGACGGAAGACCAAACCGACAUUUUCCGUGUUCUUGCUGCGUUGCUUCAUCUUGGUAACGUGAAAAUCACAGCAACCCGUACCGAAUCGUCCCUUUCAUCGACCGAGCCCGCCCUUGUGCGCGCUUGUGAGAUGCUUGGUAUUGAUGCCAACGAGUUUGCGAGAUGGAUCGUCAAGAAGCAACUCAUCACCCGUGGAGAAAAGAUUACUUCAAACUUGACACAGCAACAAGCUCUUGUCGUCCGAGAUUCAGUCGCCAAAUUCAUUUAUUCAAGUCUGUUUGAUUGGCUUGUGGACAAGAUCAAUCGCCGUCUGGCCACGGACGAGGUUCUUGAAAAGUUCAAGUGCUUCAUCGGUGUUCUGGAUAUUUACGGCUUUGAACACUUUGCCAAAAACUCCUUCGAACAAUUCUGCAUUAACUAUGCCAAUGAGAAGCUCCAGCAAGAGUUCAACCAGCAUGUGUUCAAGCUUGAACAGGAAGAAUAUGUGCGAGAGGAGAUCGAUUGGACUUUCAUCGACUUCUCGGAUAACCAGCCUUGUAUCGAUUUGAUUGAAGCUAAGCUUGGUGUUCUGUCGCUUUUGGAUGAAGAAUCUCGACUUCCUAUGGGCUCCGAUGAGCAGUUUGUUACCAAGCUUCAUCAUCACUUUGCCGGCGAGAAGCAAAAGUUCUACAAGAAACCCAGAUUCGGAAAGUCCGCUUUCACUGUUUGUCAUUACGCUGUCGAUGUUACCUAUGAAUCUGAUGGUUUCAUUGAAAAGAACCGUGAUACUGUGCCUGAUGAACAUUUGGAGGUGUUGCGCAACUCUUCGAAUUCAUUCAUCAAGGAGAUCCUGGACACAGCCGCUGCUGUCCGUGAAAAGGACUCUGCUUCUGUUUCAUCCAAGCCCGUGGCAGCACCCGGUCGCCGGAUCGGUGUUGCAGUAAACCGCAAACCCACGCUCGGAGGUAUCUUCAAGUCUUCGCUGAUUGAGCUGAUGCACACAAUCAACUCUACUGAAGUUCAUUACAUCCGCUGCAUCAAGCCCAAUGAGGCCAAGGAAGCUUGGAAAUUCGAGGGGCCCAUGGUCCUGAGUCAGCUGAGAGCCUGUGGUGUCUUGGAAACUGUUCGAAUCAGUACUGCUGGUUACCCAACUCGAUGGACAUAUGAGGAGUUUGCAAUUCGCUAUUACAUGCUGUGUCAUUCAUCGCAAUGGACCUCGGAGAUCAGAGAGAUGUGUCACGCUAUUCUACGAAAGGCCCUUGGAGAAGCUAGUCACGAAAAGAAGGUCAAGUACCAACUGGGUCUCACCAAGAUCUUCUUCCGGGCUGGUAUGCUCGCUUUCUUGGAGAAUUUGAGAACUUCCAGGUUGAACGAAUGCGCCAUCAUGAUCCAGAAGAAUCUGCGAGCCAAGUAUUAUCGACGUCGCUACCUCGAUGCUCGCGAGUCUAUUCUCACCACCCAGGCCUUUAUCCGGGGAUUCCUGGCACGUCAACGCGCCCAGGAUAUUCGCCGCACCAAGGCUGCUACCACGAUUCAGCGGGUCUGGCGUGGCCAGAAGGAGAAGAAGCGGUAUACUCAGAUUCGCAAGAACUUCAUUCUGUUCCAGUCCAUUGCCAAGGGAUUCCUUUGUCGGCGCAAUAUUAUGGAUUCUAUUCAUGGGAACGCAGCCAAGGUCAUUCAACGUGCCUUCCGUUCAUGGCGUCAAUUGAGGUCCUGGAGAGAGUAUCGCCGCAAGGUCAUCACUGUUCAGAACCUUUGGAGAGGCAAACAAGCGAGAAAUGCUUACAAGCGACUCCGUGAGGAUGCCCGUGAUCUCAAGCAAAUUUCUUACAAGCUCGAAAACAAGGUGGUGGAGUUGACUCAGAGCAUUCAAUCACUCAAACUCGAAAACAGGACCUUGGUCUCGCAGCUGGAAAAUUACGACACUCAGUUGAAAUCGUGGCGCAGUCGCCAUAACACACUAGAGGCCCGCACCAAGGAGCUUCAGGUCGAAGCAAACCAGGCUGGUAUCACAGCGGCCCGUUUAGAGGCCAUUGAAGAGGAGAUGGCUAAGCUACAACAAAGCCAUACCGAGGCUCAAGCUAACAUCAAACGCCUUCAAGAAGAAGAAAGGCUCUCGAGAGAGGCUUUGCAGACCGCCAACGAGGAGUUGGAGCGUCUCAAGCUUAUUGACGCCGAUCACGAAAAAGACAAGUCUGGCCUCCGCCAGCGCGUCUCGGAGCUUGAGGAACAGCUCGAGGUUGCUAAGAGAUCUGUCCCAGUCAAUGGGGUCAAUGGCGAUCUUCCAAACGGUGGCGCAGUUCAAGCGCCUGCACCAGCGUUGAUCAACCUGGUGUCCUCGAAGAAGCCCAAACCAAAGAGACGCAGCGCUGGUGCGGAGAAGAUUGAGACGGAUCGCUUCAGCGGUGCCUACAACCCUCGGCCCGUGUCAAUGGCAAUCACCCCUGGUUCCAUGGCCGCUCGUCAGAACGCAGUGAUCUCUCCGGGAUCGGAAUCCGUUGAGUACGAACUCGAAAACUUACUCUCUGAGGAGGAUGACUUGAACGAGGAGGUCGGUAUGGGUCUGAUUCGCAACCUGAAGAUCCCUCUCCCAAGCUCAACCCCACCACCUACCGAGAAGGAGGUUCUCUUCCCGGCAUACUUGAUCAACCUGGUUACAUCCGAAAUGUGGAACAAUGGUUUCGUUAAGGAGUCAGAACGCUUCCUGGCCAAUGUUAUGCAGUCCAUUCAGCAAGAGGUCAUGCAGCACGAUGGUGAUGAUGCAAUCAACCCUGGAGCGUUUUGGCUGUCCAACGUACACGAGAUGCUCUCGUUUGUCUUCUUGGCGGAAGAUUGGUAUGAGGCCCAGAAGACUGAGAACUAUGAGUACGAUCGUCUUCUAGAGAUCGUCAAGCACGAUCUUGAAAGCUUAGAGUUCAACAUUUACCACACAUGGAUGAAGGUCUUGAAGAAAAAGCUUUACAAGAUGAUUGUGCCUGCGAUUAUCGAGUCUCAGUCACUUCCAGGCUUUGUGACCAGUGAAACCAAUCGUUUCCUUGGAAAGCUUUUGCCCUCUAACAACAAUCCUGCCUACAGUAUGGACAACCUUCUCAGUCUCUUGAACGGUGUCUACAAAGCUAUGAAGGCAUUCUAUCUUGAAGACACCAUUGUCACUCAAACCGUGACAGAGCUGUUGCGUCUGGUUGGUGUCACCGCAUUUAACGAUCUUCUCAUGCGGCGUAACUUCCUUUCAUGGAAACGUGGUCUUCAAAUCAAUUAUAAUAUCACUCGGAUUGAGGAGUGGUGCAAGAGUCACGACAUGCCAGAGGGAACUUUGCAGCUGGAGCAUCUGAUGCAAGCGACAAAGCUCCUACAGUUGAAGAAGGCGACUCUGAAUGAUAUUGAAAUCAUUCAAGAUAUUUGCUGGAUGCUGUCACCCAACCAGAUUCAGAAACUUCUGAACCAGUACUUGGUUGCAGAUUAUGAACAGCCCAUCAACGGCGAGAUCAUGAAGGCUGUUGCUUCUCGUGUCACAGAGAAGAGCGAUGUACUCCUGUUAGCGCCAGUCGACAUGGAGGACAGUGGUCCGUAUGAGAUCGCCGAGCCUCGUGUCAUCACGGCUUUGGAGACCUAUACCCCAUCCUGGCUCCAAACACCGCGACUGAAGCGACUUGCUGAGAUUGUGUCAGCGCAGGCGAUGGCGCAGCAAGAGAAGCUCGAAUUGGACAAUGGGGUAAUUGAGGAAUAG